GCUAGUUAUACUUGGAGUAUUUUCAACUAAUCAGCUGAAAAUUAUACUUUAUUUAAAUUCAGACGCUUAAAAUUAAAAUUUUUCACUUCCUUCGGUCUUCUUUUUAUGAUUAGGAAGUUUGAAGCCUUCUGGUUAUUAUAAUACUCAGCUAGACCUACGCUAGCACUCUCUAUUCUAUAAAAAGAAGCCAUCCGCAGACGUCAUCCAUAUGACACUUACCCACAGUAGAUUCAGUUGGAUACUGACUAUCACGAUAUAAACUAUGCCACUAUCUAAACACAUCGACACAGACAAGCUGAUCGAACAAUCACGCGACGAUAAGGCUAGGAAACUUGUGCAGAGAGCAUCAGGAGAGGAUUCACGCAAGUAUGCCUCUAGUCCACUGUUUGGAAGAUAUGGCCAUGCGCCACUCCCAAAGUAUCAAUUCCCAGAGAAGGGUGUGGAUGAGCACAUCGCUUAUCAGCUCAUACAUGAUGAGCUUUCUAGUGAUGGAACACCACUACUCAACUUGGCUUCGUUUGUGACCACACGUCAGCCAGAGAGCGCGAACAAACUCAUUUUGGAGAACUUGAACAAGAAUAUCGCAGAUCAGGAUCAAUAUAAAGCUUCGUUUGAGUUACAGACACGUUGUGUGUCCAUGUUAGCUGAUCUCUGGAAAGUCCCCAAGGGCAACAGUGCAAUUGGUACCAUUACAGCUGGUUCCAGUGAGGGUUUACUCCUCGGUGGUCUCGCAUUGAAGAAGAUUUGGCAAGAGAAGGUCAAGAACGCUACUCCAAAGCGUUCUUUCAAGGAACCUGGACCAAACAUCAUCUUCGCAAGUGAAGCACAUUGUUGUGUUGAGAAAUUCGCUCGCUAUUUCGAUGUGGAGGCCCGUAUUUUACCUAUCAGCAAGAAGAGCAAGUACACAUUAGACCCAGCGCUCGUAUACGAACAAUGUGAUGAGAACACCAUCGGUGUAAUCCUCAUUGCAGGAAGUACAUACACUGGACACGUCGAAGAUGUCCUGGGAGUUAACAAUGUACUUGAUAAAGUACAACGUGAGAAAGGAUACGACAUUCCAAUACAUGUCGAUGCAGCAUCCGGUGGUUUCGUCCUCCCAUUCGCUUUCCCAUCUCACAAAUGGGCGUUCAAUGUUCCUCGAGUUGUUUCAAUCAACGCGUCUGGUCAUAAAUACGGCGGUGUCUACGUCGGUGCUGGUGUUGUACUCUGGAGAGACGAGAAGCUCUUACCUAAAGAACUCAUUUUCGAAAUGCACUAUUUGGGAUCAACAGAGCUCUCGUUCACACUUAAUUUCUCACGUCCAGCUACACCUGUUAUAGCCCAGUAUUAUAAUUUCAUCAAUCUCGGUUUCGAGGGAUAUAAGACAAUCUUGGAGAAUGAUCUCGCGAAUGCACGUAUGCUAGCACGCGCAUUGGAGGCAUCAGGAUACUUUGAAGUACUCUCUGACAACCACAGACCAGCUGAUGGACGCAAGACCGAUGACAACUCUUUAGCUGAGUUCUAUACGCCUUCACUUCCCGUUGUAGCAUUUAAGUGGACUGACAAGUUCAAAUCUGAGCACCCACAUCUUGAACAGAAGUGGCUACAAAUUCUCAUGAAGACUAAGGGAUGGAUUUUGCCAAACUAUGCUAUGGCGAAAGAUUUGGAAGAUAUAGAAAUAGUUAGAGCUGUCAUUCGUGAGGAGUUGUCUGAAGAUAUGCUUGAUAUUCUCGUCAAGGAUCUAGUUGAAGUACAGGAGUCACUCACUGAUAUGACUUCAGACUUCUACAAACUCGCUCAUGCUGGAUCGUCAAAGGGACCUGCCGAAGAUAAUAAGAAGCAAGACCGCUCUCACCAGGGUUACUCUCGUCCAUGCUGAUUGCUUUAAUUCACUUGCUCCUUGUUACUUAGUUUACAUGAAUGUAUUAUUACUUAAGAAUUUCUCGC
Messenger RNA from Wallemia mellicola CBS 633.66, 1926 nucleotides. Its product is annotated as glutamate decarboxylase. The coding region runs from base 263 to 1858 and encodes 531 amino acids. Gene Ontology annotation, molecular function: glutamate decarboxylase activity; pyridoxal phosphate binding. NCBI's taxonomy places the organism in Eukaryota, Fungi, Basidiomycota, Wallemiomycetes, Wallemiales, Wallemiaceae. The transcript is spliced from 2 exons. Gene Ontology annotation, cellular component: cytosol. The record is from RefSeq and is a predicted model, not a curated record. Gene Ontology annotation, biological process: L-glutamate catabolic process.